UAUACGGGAUGAGGCUGCAAGUGGUAUUUGCUGCUCAAAGCAGCCAAAAUCCUCUUGUAUCCAGUCUCCAAAAAGACUGUAGUGCAAAAAUGUAAGUGGAUCAUAGAAAGGCAUCUUCCAUGCUCUGCUUGGUCUGACAGCCAGGAGCCAGGUACGUAACAAAGAGAACCAUGGGGAAUGGAUAAGGGGGCUUGGGAACGUGUGGCCCACACUGGACCCCCGCUGGGCCCAUAGCAGGCUGUGCCUCUCACUCAGCACACGCUGGCAGUAAUCUCACUGCCAUAUGGUGGCUGUGUCUGGCACCUGCUCCCCUGUGUGAGCUAAGGUCAGCAUCUCUCCGCAGGCACAGGAAUUUUAGAGACCCAGUGCUGCUUCAGCUCCUGUGUCACCCGGUACUGCUGCUGUGCCCCGGAGCUGGAGAGGCCCCUUGGCCUCCACAAGGGCUCCUUCCCCAGAUGGGCACCGUGCCUUGCACUGAGCACAUCCUGCACAGCGGGCACCACUCCUCGCAGCCCACCAUCAAAGGCAUGAGCAGGAAGAGAGAAUGCAUGUAUCUUCUUUCACACUGCCUUUCUCCUCCCACUCCUGCUUCUGCUCCAACUCUACCAGUCAUGAGUGGUGUUCCCCAGGGGGUGGUACUGGGGCCUGUCCUGUGCAAUGUGUUUAUUGAUUACCUGGGGGAAGAGAUUGAGUGCACCCUCAGCAAGUUUGCAGAUGACACUAAGCUGGGAGGAGGUGUUGAUUUUUCAGGGAGUAGGAAGGCCCCUUUUUGAGAAGCUUUCUCUCAGGCGAGGGAGCUUUCUCCCUGACCUGGAUAAGGAGUCAAGGAGCCACAAGUUCAGACAUGUAUUUCUAGUUCUGCUCAUAACUGCAUGUGAUCUCGAACAUGGAGUUUAUCUGAUAGCUGAUAAAUCCUCAGGUUAGAGAACUGUGCUAAUGUUCUUUACCUAAGGUCUUAUGUUUAUGUAAGUAACUCCCAUUUGCAUCAAUGUUGUAUACAGUUUGAAAUUCUUUUAGAAUUACUAGACUGGCGAAAGUUCCUCUCUGUGAACUAAACAACCUUUGAGAAAGAAGACUGGUAUUUUAAAAACAGGCCUUAUUAAGAAAGCCGUUGAUGCUGUUUUGUAAAUGCAUGGCUGAAAAAAGGUACACAGGACAGAUCCUUCAAUCUAGCAAUCAGUGCAGGAUGCUUCUCUCCUGGAGGAGAGCAGGUGGCACCUGGGACCUCUUGGCAUUUCUUUUUCUGAGGUUGUAUAAUUUAUUUAGCCUUUUAUUAACACAUUGGUCAUACAUUCCAAAAUCCUGUUCUUUUGACACCCAGCUUAGUUCUCAAUAUUGCACCUGAAAAGCAAGUUUGGUACAAACUUUGUCUUGGCUUUGUAAUCACCAAGGUGAUGGUGUUUGGAAUCAGAGAAAGUGAUUUAGCCUCAGACUUCUUCUCAGCCUCUCAAUGCCCUCUGUUUUCUUUGGGAAACUCAUUAAAAUUCUUCAAAGCACAUUCUAAUCCCUACUUUCUUCUCCUGUUUUGUCUUUGAUUUGACCUUUAAAAUCACUGUGAUCUGAUUUUAGUUCUCACACUUGUUUCUUUACUUCCUUACCUCUAUUAAGUGACAAGCUAGAUUUGUGAACUUUGUACAGUUACAAGGGCAGUGCGUGUGCAUCUUAUCUAUAGCAAAUACCAGGCAAGGCAUGGAAUAGCUUUCAAUAAUUCUGGAGACAAGUGGAGACAAAUAGCUGAGGCACAGAGAUAGCUGGAAAUCAGGCUGGGACAGUCAGGCUGUAUGGCUCCAGCUGGGGUCCUGACGUAGAAGACUUGCAGAAAAGCUAAUAGGAAAUAUUGAAGGUUUAUAAAAAAGUUGUCUUUUAACUGACUUCCUAUUAGAACGAGGAGAAAAUUAAAAAACCCAAUCAGAAAUACAGUGUAAGUAAUCUGUUCUGACUCCUUGUUUGGUGCUGGCAGUUGCUCAUUUCUUCACACAGAGAAUACAGACAUGACAGGACACAGUUACAGCUGGUAGUCCCUUCCUGCUGGCAGGAGCUGGGCUGCUCAUGGCAUUCAGCUCUUCAUAGCACAGAGGACUUCUCCAGCCCUCACUAAGCCCAGAAUGGGGGCAGUCAGGGAAGGAAAGCAAAGGAACUGGUGCAGCACAUGGAGGCUCCUGAGGUCAAAGUUCUGUUACUAAACCUGGCUGGAAAGAUCACCAUGAAACAGCAAAGCAGUGAAAAUGUUGAUUUAGUUGGAUGAAGCCAAGGCUGACCAAAGGCCUUUAUGUGCUGCUGUCCCUGGGCUUGCAGCCAAGCAGAUCAGUCACUGGGGCAGACACAAAGCAUGGCAUCAUUUCUCAGGCCAGGACCCAGCACAUGAUGCUGGAGCCAGCAGCCUUGUCAGCAUCCAGCCUAGUGCUGAGCUGGCUACCUGUUGGCACCCAGGAAUCCCAAAAGCAAACACGAGCAUGCAAUGUGGUCACAGAAUUCCUCUCAUAAGACAGUCUCCUGGGAUGCAGGGCUGGGGAAACCCUAGCAUUGCUGUGGUCAGCUUCCCUUUCCUGCACAAGUAUGGCCACGGCAGCAGUAGGGUUUCAGUCCUGGUGAAUCGGUUAGACUGAAUUCUGCAUGAAAUGGGAAGCUUUCCUGUGUGUGCACAGUGAAGCCCAUAGCAGCUACUGUAAGACAGCAAUAGUUCUGACCUUUUCUGUUCAAUUUAACAAUAUCUGUUUAUACUCAGUAUCAGACUAUGAUAAAGUACAGUCCUUGCUGGAUUUACAGUGCUCAGUAUGACUGAAUGCAUGCCUUCUUAGAUCUCCCAAACUCAGCAGAUAAGAGAGUUAAGCUUUCACUGGGAUACUGGCUGAAGCAGAAAUGAGUAAAGUGAUUAAAAGCAUAGUAUUGUUUGAAAAUCAAUACAGACUGUAAAAUAAGAGCCAGAAGAGAGGUUGCUAAUACGAUAGGUCUGAAUCAGCAAGAUACGUAGAAAGUGCAUCCACCUAACAAGUUUACCAGAGAACAUUAAAAAAAAAAUCAAUAACUAGAGCAUUAAGGGCAGAUUUACAGGAAAUUGCAGGAGAACCAUCCGCACAACAACAGUGAGGCAGCUGUCUAAAUUCAAUAUGCUCUGGAGUGAUCUUCAGAUUCACCAUCUCCUUGCAAGUAAUCUGUUGCCAUCGCUAGGCUGCGGUGGGCAAGUGCUGAGUGCAGGAUAAGCAAGGCUUUGAACCUGGGGUGUCCCACAGGUGCUGCAGCACUCUCUACAUGAAGGCUAAGUGGGAGCACUGAGUAUUUCCCAUUUGCUGGAUGCAAACCUGCUUCCAAACACUGCAGGACAACUGGCAAGCUCAUUCCUUUGCUUACACUUUGCACCAUAUACCUGCUUACUCUUUCACAGCUGCAGAAGUGGAUUCUUCAAAGUGAUAAAGAAUUACUCUUUUGGUAAAUUCUCCCAUUUCAGUAUCAUAACUAUAGCAGAACUGAAGUUCUCUGCACAAUACUGCUGUAACAGAUUGUCCUGCAGCCAUUGCUCUGCAGGGGGAUCAAUGGAGAACAGGUGAAGCUUUGUCAGAGCUGCCUCUUUUGCUUUGAACCUCGUGGUAGAGAGGAUGUCAGUGUUCAUUACCCUCCCAGUAUAGCUGGAGCACCAGACCGGUGAUAAUUACUCUUAGAGGAAGGAGUGACUCUGCUAUAAGGAGAUUUUCAGGCCUCGGGAAAAAUAUUUCUAGAUUGAAAAUAGUAACUACUUGCUAGCUCAAAAACUCUAAGCAAACAAGUCCUUGAGAUAUGCAUUUAUAGAACUACAGUGAUAUUACACAGCAAUGCUUGACCGCAUUAGCCCUGUUGAGUAUUGCUGAGUAUUGUUUUUGCAUUUAUUUUUCCAUCAUCCAAAAGUGUGCAGUUGAGAUGACAAUGAGUUUGUUCACAUUGAAUCCUAACCAGCAGCUGGAAAAUAUCUGUGAUUUCACCUAGAAUCUUCCUGUUCAUAUGGCACCCUUAGAACACCAGGGAGGCAGGGUAUACUUCUGCUGUUAAAAGAAGUCUGAAAUUUUAGUGGGAAGUGAUUUGUUCAUGCUUAGUUUUCUUGGGUUUUCUCCUCUCCAUUUUGCAAGAAUAGUAUAAUUCAACAGUUUGAGUGCUUGAGUGCUGCUUCCUCCUUAAGGUAUUAGCUGUACUGUGGCUUGUUGGUAGAUACAGGGUAGGAUCCUGAAGCCAAAUACGUCGUCACAUCAGUACUGUUGACAUACUUUUCAGUGGAGGCAGGACUGAGCCAGGGAAGAGUCCCCUUCUGUUUUGCCUACCCAAGCACCACAGCCACUGAAAUGCUGCUCUUAAAAUGAUGGUUGUUUUUCCUUCUAUCCCUUUGUUCCAUAUGGUGCAGCCAGUCAAACAGUCCUAACACACGGCUCCAUGAAUGCCAGCAUGGUGCAGAGAGAUGAAAUGUGCACAAGGCUUAUGACAGACACUGAGUUUCACAAGCUGUCUGCUGUGUGCUUUGGCACGCUCUGAGGCAGCAUGUCCACUGCACAGCACGUCCUUCUGUGAGGUGAGAUGGCACCACCUCCCAUGGACAGAGCCGGACUGAAUUGCUGCGUGCUGGCAGUGUUCAUGCAUGCUGGUAGUGCUGGGGAAAUAAUGAAUAACAGUGAUGGCGUUCUAAGGAGCGAGCUGCAUUCCCAAGGCUCCUGCAACAACAGUAGGAUCCAUAUUGGUUGAGAGGAGGAGGAAUGUCACAGCUGGAAAAAGAGUUGGAUUUGACAGCGCUGAGUCUGGGAGGUUCUGAUGGGCUUGUCAGGAGGGUUUUCUGAACUUAAAUACCUGUAUUUUUAAAGAUAACUUCAAAACAGUUGGGCAGGCAGCAGAUUUCAAUGACUACAUUUUGACUGCUAUCUUGGCUUGCAUGAGCACUAUGUUUCAAAUACUGAGAGAAAUCCUUUGCUGUUCACCAUUACUUAAAAAGCUUCAGGAUUGCCCUGCACAGCUGGCGAGAAGAGCACCUAGAGCAGGGAGGUGACAAGCCUUUACUCUAUAAGGGGAUGCUGUAGCAGCAGCGUGCUGCUUGGUGUGGUUUUCAAGUGGGAAGUGACUGCAGAGGUGUGGGUCGUGAAAGAAAAUAAUGCUGCUAUGGCAAAGAAGACUUUAAACCACAGCAGAGCAGUGUCGAAGCAGCCUGGUCAGGUGACAGUCAUGCUUCCUUCCUCCUUGCCCUUCCUGCACCGCCAUGGGCUCUUUGGAGACUGUUAAGCACUUUCUACAGGAAUUGCAUCUUCAGCACAGGGCAUGCAUCAGUCGUUCCUCACAGAUGCAAAACAUGAGGAGCAGCAAGGCAGCAAGUGGGAUUUCUAUAUCCAUAAUAAGGAGAUGUAUUGCAGGCAGCUGGUGCUGCUCCUGUGCUGCCUCUGGCAGGGCCUGGGAGGAGGAGGGAGGAGUGUCUGUUUGUCCUGAAGCACAGUGGCCAUUUCUCUUCUCCCUGCUCAGGAAAGUACUUUGUUUAUCUCAGGGAUGUGGCCACCCAGAGAAGUCAAAUCUCAUGCUGUUCUUUCAUCUGCUUUGAAAAAAUGACCUAAGACUGUGUCCUUCUGUGUUUGUUUCCUGACAAUGCACAGACACUGCACUGCUGGCAUUCAGGGCAACUACUAUCAGAGAGGUGAAGGCCUUAUUCUUGUUUAAGGCAUGCACUACAGUUCAUUCAUUGCAUACCAACAGCCCUAGCAAAUAAUUCAGAAUGAGCACUCUAUCAUACACCUUUAUUGGGAAAGUUCUUCUUUCUCUGCAUCCAUUUUAAUCAUUGCAAAUUUUCUGUCAUGAAGCCUAGAGCAUCUUCCUCACCUCUGGUUUUAUCCCUCUCAGAUCCAGCUCAUUGCCCGCAUGCUCUGCAAUUUUCCUAGUUUGAGACACAGCCAGUCACUCCCUAGCUUUGGCCUGUUAUAAUCUACUUCAAAUCCACCAAUCUUUUCUGUAUAAAAUUUUCUGUGCAGUAUCAAUACAUAAACUCUUGUCAUUUGCUCUACAACACUCAAGCAAUGUUGCUUACUUUGCAUCUUUUUUGACUGACUAAAAUGUUAAUAGCCAAUGCUGAGCCUAUGAAAAAGAACAGCUUUUCUUCUGAUCAGAUCACUCCUGGGAGAACAUAAAGAGUUCUUUUUCCACAACCCAGAUCCUUCAUAUUCUCUUGUUGCACACCAAGCUCUGAGAUCUGGAGGUAAAAGCAGUGCAGCACAGCAAAAGUGUGCUGGUCAGCAGGCAAAGCAUUGGUCUCCAAAAGACCAUUGGAAAGCCAGGUGUGCUGCAGGUAUGCUGGCAUGUUACUGCGCAUGUCGCUCAUCCCAACGAGCUACAGACUGUAAGCCAACCAGUGAAGAGAAUUCAGUAUUUGUAUGCAUUAAUAGAGAUAGGGAAGGCUUGUUGUCCAUAAAUAAGACGCUUUGAUUCACUCCUCCAUAAAUAGAAUCAAUUAAUUCAUGAGAGCCACUCUGAUACAAUUUUACAACAAGAUUGAAAGCCAUCUCUAUUGAUCUCUUCAAAUCAAUUGUGCUGUUCAAUGCGAAUUGGUGCAAAGCAUCACUUGGUCAUCUUUAUGACUCUCCUACAUCGGUACACUUGGAGUGUCAUCUGUAUCAUUUCACAUCUGCCGAACUGAGCAAAUAUCCCAUCUGCCUCAUUGGAGUGAUAAUGUUAUGAGCUCAAACUCAGAUUAUGAUAAUGAACAACCCACUCAUUUCUGAUCAGAGAGCUAGCUGAGGGAUUAGAUUAUUUUUUAAAGCUUACAAAGGUUCUCUACUAAACAUCAGGUUUUGCAGAAAGAAAAGUAACUCUUCGCUUCAGGAAAAAUCAUUUUUUGGCACCGCAGAAUUUGCUUACAGGUUCCACUUGCUGUCGAAGAGCCGACAGAAUUGGCUGGGAAGUCUUUUUGCUUCCACAGGCAUCUGCCCAUCUAAGGACUCAGCACAGAAGAUCUUGCUUUUCUCCAAGUCAGUCCUAUAAAAUCCUAAGAAAAUGAGCAUCUUCUGUACAUCCGUCAUAAGGAUGAAUGCAUCCCUCCAGAGACAAUCCAACAUCUCCUCAGAUUUGGAAGUUUCUUCAUAUUAUUUGCUGGAGGAAUGGACUCUCAACACACCAGACACAAACGUGAAGAUGUUUUUAAUCCCUCCCAUCAUUUGCCUCGUGGCAGGUGUCCUCAUCAUUCCUUCCAUCUUGUUUGUGAUCUUCUCUAGGUUUAACAUCCGCCAGGAGACAAGGUACAUGCUGCUGGGGAACGCUCUGCUGUGCGACCUGCUCUACCUUUUGCUCUACACCCUGUCAGCUGUUCUCAGUGCAGCACAUGUAAGCCUCCCAAAGGAAGCCUGCAUUCUCCAGUUGUUUUCACUGGCCGUGGCUUACUGUGGAGGAUUGUUCACAGCUGCUGCGAUGGUUUUGGACACGUACAUAGCUAUUCUGUUUCCUCUGCGCUACAUUGCUAUUCUGCCUUCUUCACGAACAAGGAAAGUGAUUGUAUUGCUCUGGCUCUGUUCUGGGGCUCUCCCUGGGGUUUUCUUCCUGGUGCUAUCCAGCACUCACAGCUUUGUGCCCUGCGUCCUGGAGAUGUGCGCCAUUCCAGUCAUAAUAUUGCUGACUCUGAGCGGGACCAACGCGGUGAAACUCAGUUUCUGGCUGUCUGCUAUGGCUAUCUUUCUCUUCCUGUCCCUAAUAUUCUGCUGCUAUGGCGUUCUUUAUUUUAAAACCAGGCGAUCAGGUAUAUGGAAGAGCAUCUGCUCCAGAGCCAGCGUGACGUUCUUAAUGCACAACACUGUGUUCUUCUUUUAUUUUUCUCCACUUUUGGUUCUGUUCGUGGAAUCAUUCUUGUACGUUAACAUUGUCAUUGGACUGCAGACAUCAAUUUGGAUCUCCCUGACGAUCUGUAACGUCCUGAUGAUUUUGCCUAAAGUUUUGUUCCCCUUUCUGUACGGGCUUCGAUAUAGAGAGAUCUCAGCAUCUCUCAGAUCCCUUGUCAGAAUUAAGCGUCUUCACCUGGUGUCACCUGCUCCAUUGCCAUCCUGAGGCAGCACAGCAGACAGCCGCAUCCUUGCCUCAUCAGUGUGUAAGCCUGGUGGCAAUCACUCAGCUUCUGUCAGAAGGCCACAGGUCUUUCAUCACAUCACAGCUGGGAUUGCAGCAGAUGCUGCCCCAUGAAGUUCCAACCUUCAUUCUGGUGUUGGAGGAGAUAAUGAGUCAAAGUCAUUUCCACCCACUUGUGGCAGAUGCCCUUCUGGAAAAUAGAAAAUGAAAAACUAGAUGGUGUGAAGCAGAGGGGCGCAAAGCAAAGGGGGUAGCUAGAGCUCCUGACAGAUCACCUACAUGAGCAAGAUCCUUAAACAAGUGUGCUGGGAGCAGAACCACUGGUUUUUUUCCCUGACAAUGUAUUCUUGCAAAGUUGGUAACUGACAUCCUAUUCUAUAAAACAUUUGAAGGAAGGUGCAUCUGCAGACCGCAGCGCCAUGCUGCACCGCAUGCUGUGCGUUAUCCUGUGUCUGCCAAACAAUGUGCUCCCAUGGAGCUGGGCUGCUGGGCAGCCUCGGGGGCAAACGAGGGGCACUGGUGGCCACCUCAUUAGCUGAAGCAACUGCUCGUGGAGUUGCAGGCUAAAAAUAUCCCUUCAAAGAGAAGUGAUGUUGUUUUCAGUCUAACCGAGAUUACCCGAGAUCUGUUUUGUAGCAUGUUCUGCAAACUGCCGUGUCAGCACAGCUGAGGGGAGAUACAUUUUGUUGUGGAGGUGGGAAUGAGCAGGGACGUGGUGGGGCUGUUCUGUGAAGGGACCUCCUUGUGUGAGAGCAUCUUGAAGCUGAAGUUGUUGCAAGUGAAUAAACCAUCUUGCAUGUUUGUUUCACUCAUGGCUCUGUGCUUCCCGUGUG
Meleagris gallopavo (turkey) is the source of this 8873-nucleotide messenger RNA. NCBI's taxonomy places the organism in Eukaryota, Metazoa, Chordata, Aves, Galliformes, Phasianidae. The record is from RefSeq and is a predicted model, not a curated record.